Paramormyrops kingsleyae is the source of this 2753-nucleotide messenger RNA. RefSeq names its product scinderin (gene scin). Gene Ontology annotation, biological process: cell projection assembly; actin filament severing; actin polymerization or depolymerization. Gene Ontology annotation, molecular function: actin filament binding; phosphatidylinositol-4,5-bisphosphate binding. Gene Ontology annotation, cellular component: actin cytoskeleton; cytoplasm. NCBI's taxonomy places the organism in Eukaryota, Metazoa, Chordata, Actinopteri, Osteoglossiformes, Mormyridae. The record is from RefSeq and is a predicted model, not a curated record.
CGCCGCACACUGCCGCUACUGACUCAGUCCUCCCAGGGAACAGAAGCACGCACUGUGUCCCUCACGCUCUCCUCACUGACCCUUCGGCUUGCGCCAUGGUGCUGUACCACCAGGAGUUCGAGAAGGCCGGCAAGGCAGCUGGCCUCCAGAUCUGGAGGAUAGAGAAGCUGGAGCUGGUCCAGGUACCGAAUAACCUGCACGGCAGCUUCUACGUGGGAGAUGCUUACCUGGUGCUCCGAACAUCCAAACAGAGGGACUCCUUCUUCUAUGACCUCCACUACUGGCUUGGUAAGGAAUGCACCCAGGAUGAGAGCUCUGCGGCAGCCAUCUUCACCGUACAGAUGGACGACUACCUGGGAGGCAAACCGGUCCAGUACCGAGAGCUGCAGGGCUUUGAGUCCACCGCUUUCACCAGCUACUUCAAGGGCGGCAUCACCUACAAGGCAGGAGGCGUGGCCUCGGGGUUCCAUCACGUCGUGACCAAUGAGCUGUCGGCCCAGCGCCUCUUCCACAUCAAAGGCCGGAGGGUGGUGCGAGCCACGGAGGUGCCGCUCCGCUGGGCCAGCUUUAACAGAGGCGACUGCUUCAUCGCGGACCUGGGUGCGGUGAUCUAUCAAUGGUGUGGUUCCAUGUGCAACAAGUUCGAGCGAUUGAAGGCCGCGCAGGUGGCCACUGGGAUCCGGGACAACGAGAGAAACGGCCGGGCACAGCUGCUGGUGGUGGAGGAGGGCAGCGAGCCAGCAGAGAUGACACAGGUGCUUGGUGACAAGCCGGAUCUCCCUGACGGGGAUGAAAAUGAUGACGUCAUGGCUGAUGUGUCCAACAGGAAAAUGGCCAAACUGUACAUGGUGUCCGACGCCAGCGGAACCAUGCAGGUGUCGGUCGUGGCUGAGGAGAACCCGUUCUCACAGGACAUCCUCCUGACAGACGAGUGCUUCAUCCUGGACCACGGCAAAAACAAGAUGAUUUUUGUGUGGAAAGGCCGAAACGCCAACCCCAGCGAAAGGAAGGAGGCGAUGAAAACGGCGGAGGGUUUCAUCAAGAAGAUGGGUUACCCUCCAAACACACAGAUACAAGUACUUCCUGAGGGAGGUGAGACUCCCAUUUUCAAGCAGUUCUUCAGGGGCUGGAAAGACAAAGACCAAAGUGAGGGAUUUGGGAAGGUCUAUGUGACGGAAAGAAUCGCCAAAAUCACGCAGGAGAAGUUCGACGCCUCUAAGCUGCAUGAGUCUCACCACAUGGCUGCCCAGUACAACAUGGUGGACGACGGCACUGGAGAAACAGAGAUCUGGAGGGUUGAGAGUAGUGGCAGAGUCCCCACUGACCCACAGACAUACGGCCAGUUCUACGGAGGCGACUGUUACAUUAUACUCUACACCUACGGCAAGGGUCACAUCAUCUACACCUGGCAGGGCUCCAGCGCCACGCGGGACGAGCUCACCUCCUCGGCGUUUCUCACCGUGCAGCUGGACCGCUCCCUGGGGGGGAACGCAGUGCAGGUUCGUGUAUCUCAGGGUAAGGAGCCAGCGCACUUGCUGAGUCUGUUCAAAGCCAAGCCCCUAAUCGUGUACAAGAACGGGACAUCCCGUGCUAGGGGGCAGGAGCCCGUACUCCCGACCCGCCUCUUCCAAGUGCGACGAAACUUGGCGACCAUCACGCGGAUUGCAGAGGUGGAGGCUGAAGCCCCCAACCUCAACUCCAACGAUGCCUACCUGUUGAAGACGCCCCAGGGGAAGGGGUACAUCUGGCUAGGCAAGGGGGCCAGUGAGGAGGAGGAGCGUGGUGCCCAAUACAUCAGCCAUGUUCUGCAGUGCACAAGCCAGAGGAUUACAGAAGGGCAGGAACCAGAGUCCUUCUGGUCGGCGCUGGGGGGUAAGAAGCCAUAUCAGACUUCAGUGGGCUUGGAGUCCAAGGAUGUCAUUCACUCCCCGCGCCUGUUUGCCUGCUCCAAUAAAACAGGCAGGUUCAUUAUCGAAGAGGUGCCUGGAGAAUUCACCCAGGAUGACCUGGCCGAGGACGACGUCAUGCUGCUGGACGUCUGGGAUCAGGUUUUUAUUUGGAUCGGAAAGGACGCCAACGAGGUGGAGAGGACCGAGUCGGUGAAGUCAGCUAAGGCUUACAUCGAGACGGACCCUGCGGGCCGAGACCAGGACACCCCGGUGGUGAUCGUGAAGCAGGGGCAUGAGCCCCCGACGUUCACGGGCUGGUUCCUAGGAUGGGAUGCCUCUCGCUGGAACAGCGAUGCCGUGGGCCAGGCCAUGUCGCGUUUGCGGGUGGAGUGAGACCUCCACAAACAGGGGGGGCUGCUUAGCUUUUCAUACUCAUUUUACAUGUUUUGACAGAAGCAUUGAAAUAACAGGAAAAGUGCCUAGAAACUAUACGAUGAAAUUUUAAUACCUUGGUGAUUUGGAGGGGGUGGGGGGUGGGGGAGGUCCUGAAAUCCCAAUGACACGGGAUAGGAGCCUCUGAUUCUGCUCUUUUUCUAGAUAGAACCUGAUCCAUUCACAUUUCUCUAACAGCUUUUAAAUUAAGCAUUUUAAUAUUACUUUGCUUUACUCUGCAUAUAUGGGCUUUUUUAUAUCACAUUCUGCAUUGCUUAUGUUUAGCAGUUUGGUAAAACUGCUCCCAAACUACAUAUCAGGUCAGCUUGUAUUUUCCAUUCAAAAUAAUCUCUUAAAAUAUAAUUUUCCAAAAAAAACUGUCUUCAAAAACUACAUGUAAUAAACAUUGCUUGAUAAGUCAGCAUUAAAUGA